AAAAAAAAAAAAAAAAAAACGUUGAAAGUUCGUUGUCUCCACCAAACGGCCAAACAUUGCGCGCGGACCGCAUUGUUUUCGUGAAACUCGCAUCGCAUACAAACAAAAAACCAGUUCUCACACCCAAACGCACUCGAGAUAGAAAAAAGAAAAAAGAAAAAAGAAAAAAUAAAUUGCACGCAACCUCAAAAUAUUUAUAGAUCUGCCGUAUUUUUCUUCAGCUUCUCGGAUCUGUCACCAUGUGGCGUUCUCUGUGGCGAUCCAUUGAUCGCUUCUCUCUUCAGCACUUCAAGUAUGUGAUUAAUGAAUUGAGGGAAAUCCAAGUUGUGGAUAAGCAUAACAGGGAAUUAGUUAUAGAUCUUCUGCAGUCCAUCGUAGAGAUAGUUACAUAUGGUGAUCGACAAGAUCCUUUAAUUUUUGAGAGCUUUAUGGAAUACCAAGUUUUGGCAGAGUUUGUUCGUGUGCUAAAGAUCAGCAGAAAUUCAAGAAUUGAGGCACCAUUACUUCAGUAUCUUAGUAUAAUGAUCCAAAACAUGGAUAGUGAAUAUGCAAUUUACUACUGUUUGAGCAAUGACUACAUCAACAGCAUUAUAACACAUCAAUACAAAUUUGAUGGGGGAGAUCUAGCUCCAUAUUACAUAUCAUUUUUAAGAGCAGUGAGCAACAAAAUAAAUCGUGACACGCUUUGUCUUCUUGUAAAGGUUCAGGGGGAUGCUGUAGUGUCUUUUCCCCUGUAUACUGAGGCUCUUAAAUUUGUUCAACAUGGGGAAAAGAUGAUUCAGACAGCUGUACGUGCUUUAACUCUGAACAUUUACAAUGUUAGUGACAGAAUGGUUUAUCAGUUUGUUUCAACUCCUCCAGCAUCGGAAUACUUCUCAGAUUUGGUUCAUAGCUUGAAACAGCAAUGCAUUCAUUUAGAUAGCCUUGUCCUAGCUACAGAGAAUACUUGCACUGAUCAAAGAAGAAAGGAACUACUUGUGGAAACUGAUAAAAUUGUUGAUGAUCUAUACUACUUUAAGGAUAUUCUCUCUGUUGGUGAAUCUAGUUUGAGUGAAGUGGUUACCCAGAAUCUUCUAAACUUGUUUGUAUUCCCCAUAUUGCUUCCAUUACUUCAACUGAGGCAGAAUGAUGUCUCAAAUCUAUCUGCCGUCACUUCUCUGUACAUAGUUUCUCUUCUUAUUCAAGUUGUUGGUGGAAAAAGUAUUAUCAACUCUGUGAUUGAAAUUGUUCUAUACCCAUUUAUGUUUAGUCAGAAAGAUGCUAAUGAAGGCAUCACAGUAAAUUCAUCUUUCAACCAUUUGACUGAUGUGGAAAAAUUGGUCUGCUCUGGUUCUGAGCUGAUGGGAGCAGAAAACAUUGAUGAGCAUCUUUCCAACAAGAACGUAUCAUCCAAUUCUCAUUCUGUUAACUGUUCCAUGGAUGAUAAUGUAUGUCCGAAAAGGAGUGGGAUUCUGGCACUUAUUUUAUCUGACAAUCACAGUCUCUUGCUAGCAUCUCUAUUUUUUUUGCUUACAUUAGCAGGGAGUAAAGAUGCUGAGAAUUCACUGGCUUCAAUGAUUGGACUAACUGCCAUACAGCAUGCGAUGAAUCAGGACAUCUCAGCUUCACAGGUAGUUGAUGGAAGUAUCCUUGCAAAGUUUGUGCCACAGAUUUUAAAUGCAUUAUUGAAGGUUUUAGCUACUGUACCACCAACCUCUGUACAAAUACAAUGGCAUUCAGGGUGGCUUUUUUACAAGCUGCUAGUUUCCCAGGGAAAGAGCCUUGAUCCUCAUAAUUUGCUGAUGUUUAAUACCUCAUAUGAGCAGUCCUGUGACCGCUUCCAGAAAGAACUUGAUGGAUGCUGGUUUGAUCAUAUCCUGGACACUUUGAGAAAUGAAUGGAAUAACUGUAAAACAGCUCUUGAGAAACCAUCUCAAUCCAAAGAUCCUUUUUUCCUUCUCGAGCUUGCUGUUUGCUUGCAAAUCACUGAUGGCAAUGAAACAUCUUCUUAUAGUUCUUGGCAGAGAAUGGUCGACAUAGUGAAGGUUUUCAUACUCCAUCUUCAGUUGAAGGCUUUUAUUAGCAAAGGAGAGUUACCUGAAAACCCCUUGCUAGCUCCUCUGAGCAGUCCUUCUGUUGAUUCUGGAAGAACCCAUGUUUCAGAUCUUUCAUCUGCAAGCUUUGGGUCAGAGAUUUCCUUAGAAUCUGGGAUCCCUUGCAGGAUUGCCUUUUCAAAUGCUGGAGUCAGGGAUAUUUACAUGAUACCUGCGGCAAGAGGAACAUCUGGGAAAUUGCUUCUUGUAGAAAAACAUCCCUUCCGCAGCCAACGGGGAGUUGUAAUUGCCAUUGCUCCAUUAGCAGCAUUAAGUCCGAAGAUGGAAGAGGAUCAUCCCACAUGGUUGCAUCUGAGGAUAAGAGACUUUGCCCCAGGAUUAAAAGGAAGUAAAACCAGAGGCUACAACUCAAAAGGCUCCAACCAUGCUGUAGAUGGGAGAUGGACUCUAGGUUUUCCAAAUGCAAAAGCUUGUGAGGCUGCUCGCUUUGCCAUACUGGAGGAAACUAAUAAGCAGAGAACUGCUAUCAGGAACGCACUUGCUUCACUACUUGAAGAGCAAUCAGAUGAGGAAAACUCUAAAGCAAGACUUAGUAGGUAGGUAAACUAAUCCCUCUCUUCUCUCUCUCUGUUGAGUUCUUCUUUCAGUCUCUUUUUCUUUGAAAAUUUUGUUCAUGUAACAUAGACAGGAAAUCUCUGCAUUCUAGGCAUAGUGAUAAUAUACCAUUGUGAUACUGAUGUUGUUGUUCUGUUAUGUAUUACGUUUGAAAUGUGUAACGAUCAACUGCAAAGCAAGUUUAUUUGAGUUUUGAACAUUUAAUAGAAACGAGUAUAAACAAAACGUAAUUUCUGUCACCAUUUGAAAGUGGAUUCAUAUCAAACAAUUUAAUUGCA
This is a messenger RNA of Jatropha curcas, 2926 nucleotides long. RefSeq names its product protein TRANSPARENT TESTA 9. Gene Ontology annotation, biological process: regulation of autophagosome maturation; endosomal transport; vacuolar transport. Lineage: Eukaryota; Viridiplantae; Streptophyta; Magnoliopsida; Malpighiales; Euphorbiaceae. Gene Ontology annotation, cellular component: late endosome; Golgi apparatus. The record is from RefSeq and is a predicted model, not a curated record.